UACAGAAAAUGACCAGAGUACCAGACCUGAAGUUUUAAUGGAUCCUGCCACGAAGCAGACAGGUUCUGGCACACCUGUUGAUCAUUGUCUGUCUGACAUAAGAGAGCGCAGCAGUACUCCUAAGCUUAGAAGUGAGGUCAACAAGCGUGAAACAGCCCUUGAGAUUCAGAAUCUAAAUUUGGACACCAAUAAAGAAUGUUGUUUCACCUUUAAUUUCAAAGAAAGAUCCAGGAAAUCAGACCGUAGGGAGUUUACAGUAUAUGGUGAACCAGAUGAGAAUAUCUACUCAGCUCUGAGAGCUAAUGAAAAUUUCAGUGAAAGGAGGGAGAAACAUUUUAAUAAGAACAUUAUUGUUUAUGAAGAAAAAACAAUACGAGGAUAUGUAAAUUUAGGAAUGCCUCUCAAAUGCCUGCCUAGAGGUUCUCAUUUUGAAAUAACAUUUGGUCAAAGAAAGAGUAGCCAGGAAGGAGAUGAUCAGAUGUUGCGCCAGUGUGAAAAUCCAAACACUGAAUGCAUUCUUUUUCAUGUCAUUGCUGUUGGGAAGAGGAUAAAGACUAUUCUUCAGAUCAGGGAACUUCAUGAACAAGGAAGCACGCUUUGCGUCUACGCCUUGAAAGGGGAGACUAUCAAAGAAGCCCUGUGCAAGGAUGGCCGAUUUCGGUCUGACCUAGACGAAUUUAAAUGGGAACUAAUGGAAGGUCAUAAGAAAAUUUAUGGAAAACAGUCCAGGGUGGAUGAAGUAUCUGGAAAAGUCUUAGAAAUGAGCAUUUUAAAAAAAGAUGUUGACAGGAAAGGUAUCAAUAAGAAAAUUAAACAGAAGAGUGAAAGAGCCACUGAUGAAGUCAGUCCCUGUGGCCUGAUACAGUCUAAGAACAAGGUCGAUGAAUCACAGAGAGAUGGAGAGUGUGAAGAUGGAGAACACAACAGAGAAAAAUUUCUCCCACGUCAAAGUCUGGGGAGUGACAUUAAAGUUAAAACUUACCGGACAAUGUCCAGGCUUAGAAAUUAUUACAAUAGUAGUUAUGGAAGAAAAUAUAGGAGAAUAAACUCUCAAGCUAGACAGAGGAUCCAUCUGGGUAGGGAAUAUACUAUUAAUGCAGAUGUCAUGAAGGAGGUAGCUAGUCUCUUAGAGAAUAUAAGACAGUUGGACAAAGCCAUGAUGCAUCAAUAUCCGAAUUUUAAUGAAGAGACACGUUGGAUGCGAGAGUAUUUUCAGGAAGAACAGAAGAGAAAAAAAGUGUCAACAUGUAAACAAUUCAACAUGUAUAAAAAGUACUUUGGAAAAGUCACUGGAAAUUCUUUAUCAGUUGCAACCUGUGAACAACUUACUCACCUGAGUAAGUCAGUGGGGUUUAUGAAAUGGGACAAUAAUGGAAAUACAGGCAAUGCUACUUGUUUUGUCUUCCGUGAUGGUUAUAUUUUCACCUGUCGACAUGUUGUACAUCUUAUGGUAGGUGAAGGCACAGAUCCACUUUUGUGGCCAAAUAUAAUUAGUGAAUGUGCAAAGGUAACCUUCAAUUAUAAAGAGUUCAUCCCUACUGAUGACAAUUGGUUUUGCAUAGAGCCAUGGUUGGAAGUAUCUAAUGAAACUCUAGAUUAUGCCAUUUUAAAACUAAAAGAAAAUGGAAAUGCAUUUCCUCCAGGCUUAUUUGGACAAAUUUGCUCUCAACCACCUAGGGGUUUGAUUUAUAUAAUUGGUCACCCAGAAGGCCAGAUCAAGAAAAUAGAUGGUUGUGCUGUGAUUCCUCUACAUCAGCGGUUAGGAAGGUAUCCAGAGCAAAGUCAAGCUGAGUUGGUCGAACUCCACGCUGCCACUUAUAAUGUUGUCCCUAUGUUUACCCAAAGAAGUUUUCUAUCAGAAGUUUGGAGUACACGCACACUUAGUUACGACACUUGUUUCUCUAGUGGGUCCUCUGGCUCCCCGGUGUUUAAUGCAUCUGGCAAAUUGGUUGCUAUGCAUACCCUGGGGCAUUUUUAUCGACGUGGAGUUGAAGUUUAUGCCGUUAUUGAAUUUGGCUAUUAUAUGGAUUCUAUUCUUUGUGAUAUUAAAGAGAAAAAUGAGAGCUUGUAUAAAUUACUAAAUGAAGAAAAAAAUGAGAACCACAACGAAGAGAAAAAUAACAAACAAGAGCCAUCACUUCAAGAUCAAACUGAACCCAUGGAAUAUUAG
This is a messenger RNA of Galeopterus variegatus (Sunda flying lemur), 2170 nucleotides long. It is a transcript of the gene FAM111B, whose product is annotated as family with sequence similarity 111, member B. NCBI's taxonomy places the organism in Eukaryota, Metazoa, Chordata, Mammalia, Dermoptera, Cynocephalidae. The coding region runs from base 38 to 2170 and encodes 710 amino acids. The transcript has 2 exons. The record is from RefSeq and is a predicted model, not a curated record.